Molecule: messenger RNA, 2563 nt
Organism: Amphibalanus amphitrite
Lineage: Eukaryota; Metazoa; Arthropoda; Thecostraca; Balanomorpha; Balanidae
Product: long-chain specific acyl-CoA dehydrogenase, mitochondrial-like
Exons: 7
Coding region: 303-1670 (455 amino acids)
Biological process (GO): fatty acid beta-oxidation using acyl-CoA dehydrogenase; long-chain fatty acid catabolic process; carnitine metabolic process, CoA-linked
Cellular component (GO): mitochondrion
Molecular function (GO): long-chain fatty acyl-CoA dehydrogenase activity; flavin adenine dinucleotide binding
Source: RefSeq, a predicted model, not a curated record
AUACGGUGAUCUGAUCUGGAUUUGGACUAUAAAUAUCAUAGAAUGCCAAAUACAGGACGCUGUGAUGGCCCGUAAGCCACAAAUACCAUACCAGAAUAUCACGUGACUUAUAUGCCCUACGGCGUCCUGUUUUUUCCACCGUCUUGAGUGGUGUGUAAAUCGUGUUAUUUGACAUAUUCGCACGGUUUUGUCUGUAAUUGUGUUGUUAUUUGCUAUCAUUUACGGCCUUGUUCCAAGUGAUUGUGCUUUAAGACCUAUCAAUUUUUAUAUUUACACUGAAUAAGGUCAAGGUUUAAUUUGAAAUGGCCAGAUUUCUUCCACCCAGUCUGAGAAGACAUCCGAUUCCGGUUAUCUCAUGUCCGCUUAAUUUCAUGUCAUGUCAAUUCCCACGACUGUCAAAGAGCAUUACCAAUGCUGCAAGUUUUUCAUCUCAACCUACCAGACAGUUCGGGCUGUCAGCAAGUUCGUCAUCGGAGUUUCGCCCACCCCCAUCUCAGAUGCUGAAGCUCACGGACAUUGGAUCUCGUCCUCUGUUCAAUUCUGAUCAUGACAUAUUUAGGCAAGCUGCUCGCAAGUUCUUUGAUGCUGAGGUUAAGCCAUAUCACGCACAGUGGGAGAAGGACGGCCAGGUUUCGCGCGAGGUGUGGCUGAAGGCCGGAGAGCAGGGUCUCCUCGGGGUCAAUACCCCGGCCGAGCACGGAGGCAUCGGAGGCGACUGGCUGGACGCUACUAUCGUCCUCGAGGAACAGGCAUAUAGCACGUGCAGCGGGCCUGGCUUUGCGAUACAUAGCGACAUUGUGAUGCCAUACAUCUCUCACUAUGGCACACCGGAGCAGAUCCAGCGUUACAUUCCGGGACUGACGGACGGUACAAAGAUCGGCGCUAUCGCCAUGACCGAACCGGGAGCGGGCAGUGACCUUCAAGGAAUUCGCACAACGGCAGUGAAGGACGGCGACGACUACAUUCUGAACGGCAGCAAGGUAUUCAUCACCAACGGCUACAUGUGCGACGUGGUGAUCGUGGUGGCCAUCACCAACCCCUCGGCCAAGUCGCCCGCUCACGGCAUCAGCCUCUUCCUCGUGGAGGAGGGCAUGCCCGGCUUCCGUAAGGGCAAAAAGCUAAACAAGAUGGGCAUGAAGGCGCAGGACACUGCCGAGCUGUUCUUCGAGGACGUGCGCCUGCCCAAGUCGGCCCUGCUGGGGAAGGAGAACGGCGGCUUCUACCAGCUGAUGCAGGAGCUGCCGCAAGAGCGUCUACUCCUCGGCAUCAGCUCUAUGGCUGCGAGCGAAUGGGCCUUUGAGGAGACCCGCGAGUACCUUCUCAAUAGGAAGGCCUUUGGCAAGACACUCAGCAACCUGCAGACGAUUCAGCACCGUCUGGCGGCGAUGAAGACCGAGCUGGUCGUGAACCGCGCCUUCACCGAUCAGUGCAUCGAGCUGCACAACCAGGGCAAGCUGGACGGCGCCAUGGCCUCCAUGUGCAAGUACUGGAUCACGGACCUGCAGAACCGCAUCACUUACGAGGGUGUGCAGCUGCAUGGUGGCUGGGGCUAUAUGUGGGAGUACCCUAUCUGCAGAGCAUACGUCGACGCCAAGGUGCAAACAAUUUAUGGAGGAAGUAAUGAGAUUAUGCGAGAACUGAUAGCCCGGUCCAUAGUGUCGAAGAAGUGAGCUCGGAGCUAUGGAAGUAACGUUUUAUGGUGAAAAGGUGAAGUGCAAUAUGUCAGCAUAGAUUUGUUGCAGAAAUGCACGGGAAAUUGAAUGUAUAUAGACAACGUCGCCAUGUUAUGUAGAAAUAUGUGAUGACUGAUGAUAAUCCUCUUCUGUCAUGGAUUCUGCUCUUGCUUGAUGCCAACGCAUUAAAACAUCGAAUUAUUCUCACACUGCCGUUGAUAAGGUAGGUACCUGCUAAUUAAGCAUUUUCAAAUAGUUUUCAUUUUCAUAAUUUAUAGCAUAUUUGGUAACUAACCAGAACAAAUAUUUUAUAGAUAACUUGACCAUUUCCGAACGAUAGCCUGUUAACCAUUCAGCACUCCAGCGUGUCUGUCGUAAGGUUGUCUUUUUAUCUGUGCUUACACCAACUGUCUUCGAAUGUCAUUGAUUUAUUUGAUAUCUUGGUAUGUCAAAGGUUCAUGUGCCUAAAUGACCUCGAUGGCAGCUCCUUUUAAGAAAACUAGUGCUUUUGAAAACGUAGCUUUUUGAAGUCUUUGCGGUUCGUGGUGAUAAAUAUCUAGGUACGGCCCUCCAGGUAUUAAGUGGUUGGUUGCCAGCAUCACAAUAAACGAUCUGCAAUACCGAAUAUGUCUAGUGGCUGUUGAAAACCAUUGCCGAAGUGUGUGCACGAACCCUCUUCUCAUUUCUAUUAAGUCAUUUUACAGGAGUAUCUCUGUCAUUCAAAAAUAUCACACCAAAAGCACAUAGGCUAACCAACCACUCUUUUGCUGGAGGGCCGUUCAUAGUACAUACCUCCUAAGUUUCGCAUCCAAUGUCGAUGUUGUUAGUUGAAUUAGAUAUUCAAGCUGUAUCUCUUUUUAGUGUGAUGAAAUAAACACGUUCAGCAUGUG